AAUUAUUGAACAGUAACAAAACGGUUUAAAUAUCUAGAAGAACUAGUUGAAAUUAGAUAAUAUGAUUAAUCUUUAAGGUGGUUGCAAAAAGCACAUUCAUUCAUUCAUUCAUUCAUUCGUUGGACUGCCUGCUUAUCCUUCUGCACAGCUACAUAAAAACAUUAGCAAUGCCAGUAUACAAAAGUAACUACUUACAUAAAAGUGUCAGUCCCAAAUUCAAAAUUUUACAAAUCAUAAUAUUGUCAAGUUAGUUGUUAAAUCACGUUUAACAAAUGAUCAUACAGGUCAUACAGCUACAGUAUUAUAUACUCUAACAAAUUACCUAACUAAUUAAAAAAUUUAAACUCUAUAGCAGGAUACAUGGAGAACCAAACAUAUUCAAAGAUUUGAAAGGUGUCAUGUUAAGUGGGUGAGGGGACUUAAAAUCCUGACCUCAAGAGGAAGAAAACGAUUGGUUUAGUUAUCCAGCCCAUUUCAUUUAGUUACCUCAAUUUUAAUCUAGUUUUACACGAACAAGGAAAUUUGAGUUUACAUUACUCACAUUAUCAAAUUGAUGCAAUUACAGGCAUUGUUGUGUCAAUCCAACCCAUAGAAGGUGAUCUCAGUCAAUAAAUUACUUUUAUAUGUAAACGUUCUUGCAAGUUUUAUUCUAUAUACUUUCUAUUUAUGUGCAGGGCAUACACUGAAUCUGUACAUAUACACACUUAUGAAAUUUUUUUCCCAUAUAUAUUUUAUAUUUCACCUUGUAUGAACAUGUUGCUCUACUAUACACCAUUUUUAUGUUCAACAGUGCGCAAUAUUCAGAAGUGUAACAUCAGCUACAUUACGGUUUUUAUAGUGAUCUUAAUACACUAAAUAAGGUAUCCCUACCACAAUAAGAUAUAUCAAUAUUAUCAUAAAUUACACUUGAACAUAGAAUAUUUUUCCUGUAUUUCUAUAUAUUCAGAAUUCUUUUUCUACUUUUUAAUUCUGUUGAUGGCGUAAAUGCGCUGACAAGGUUGUUGCGUAAUUUCGUUGUGGACUGUGCCAUGGAAAUAAACAAAUUCCAAUCUAUGUAAUUCUAAAUUAUACAUUUUUUUCUUGCCGCCUUGCAUUUAGUUAAGAGGUGGGAAUAAGUCCGUCGAAUUACUUUUCAGAGUGCAUAAAGACAAACGCAGAAAGUGUUUCCAAAAGACGCAGGUUGCUGGACGGUCUCCUCCUGCUCCAUCACUGCCGUUCCUCUUCCAGUCACUAGGGAGAGACUCUGAACCAGCCAAGCUCCCGUUGUUCCGCUUAAAGGGUCCCACAGCAGGCUGCUCGGUUUACAGUCUGCGCCGCACCGCCAUCCGCACACCGGCCUCCGGGACGCGUCGCACUCUCCGUCCGGGAUGGAGAAAGGCGCCUCUGAUCCGGACCCAUCCCGCCAGCGGAACGGGUUCGUGGGCGUGUUGUACGGGGAGUUCACCGACACGCUCAACGACAGGGUCCGGUACUCGGUGAGCUUAACGGAGAGCGCCCUGACCAUCCAGAGGAUCUCCUCGUCACCCGGCCGGACUAAGGUGGUUUUUAACUUGACUGACUGUAUCGGCUGCCGUGCGUACAGAGGGCCGGACAGCGCGGACGUCGGCGCGUACUUCACUGUCUAUUUCUACCCGUUCAAGAGGCGCUGGAUGAGCGCAGGAGUGACCCGGCAGAGAGUGGAGCAGUGCUUUCGGGUCGCGCUGGUCCAGGACCCGCUCCAGAACCUCCAGGAGGCUGAGAGGUGGGCUCAUGCCAUCAGGGAUGCCUCGGUGCUGCAGGCGCCCCGGAGAGACGGUGUGGUGUAUUCAGAGGUGCGUCGGCCGUGCAGAACCAUGAUUCUGGUGAAUCCUCACAGUGGGCGUGGACAGGCUCUGCAGCUCUUUACAGGCCACAUACAGGGCAUGCUGACGGAGGCAUCUGUUCCCUACACGCUUGUCCUCACAGAGCACCAGAACCAUGCGCGGGAGCUGGUGAAGAAGGCUGACCUGUCGCAGUGGGACGCGCUGGUUAUCAUGUCUGGAGAUGGGCUGCUGUUUGAGGUGAUAAAUGGUUUGAUGGAUCGAGAGGAUUGGCAAGAGGCCAUCCAAACCCCUCUGGGGAUUCUACCAGGUGGCUCCGGCAAUGCUCUGGCUGCAUCUGUCCACCACUACUCACAGUCGCCUCCAGCGUGGAAUGAGGAGCUGCUGUUGAGCUGUGGCUUCAUGCUGUGCAAAGGUCUGGUUGGAUCCAUGGACCUGGUGUCAGUCCAUUUGGCCUCGAGGCAGCGACUCUUCUCCUUCCUCUCCAUAGCCUGGGGCUUUGUGGCAGAUGUCGAUAUAGAGAGUGAGAAGUACCGCCAUGUUGGAGCUAUCCGUUUCCUGAUGGGCACUCUGGUGCGUCUGGCCACCCUCAGAGUUUAUCAGGGCAGGUUAGCAUACCUACCUGUUAAGGAAGCACCAAAACAUCCAAAAGGGAGCAUCAGAUCGAACCACCCACCCUCCACACCUCAGCACCCCUCGCUCUGCUCCUCCCUGCCCUGUCAGCUCAUCCCCAAUGCCUCUCCAAACCUGAGCUCUCGUCACAACUGCAACAGCACGAACUCCAACCACAACACAAUCGCCAACUCUUCCAACAACGCUAUCACAACCAAGAGACCUGAGACACAGAGCGACAGCAAAACCGGAGCCCCUGCGGACUCUCUGCUCCCUGGUCUGGACCAGCCAGUCCCAGAGAGCUGGACGGUGGUCAAGGAGGAGGACUUUGUCUUGGUGCUGGCGAUUUACCAGUCCCACCUGGCUGAAGACCUGUGGACUGUCCCUGGAGCGAUGGCAGACGAUGGGGUGAUUCAUUUGUUUUAUGUGACAGCUGGAAUCUCCCGACCCGCCCUCUUGCGCCUCUUCCUCGCCAUGGAGAAAGGCGCCCAUUUAGCUUGUGGCUGCCCCCACCUGGUGUAUGAAAAGGUGAGGGCCCUGCGGCUGGAGCCCAUCACCCCACAAGGCAUGAUCACUGUGGAUGGAGAGAUGGUGGAGUACGGGCCUGUCCAGGCUCAAAUCCACCCCGGACUGGCCAAACUCAUAUGUGGAUGAACUUGGAUUAUCUUAAUCUUUAUAUUGCUACAUAGCUUUGUAGUUUGGCCUUUUAUACUCAGUGUCAAUAUCUUUACGUAUGCUGUGUUUUCAGAAGUGCCAAAGACAUUUUAUCAGCCUCUGGAAAUUCCUCUAUUUUUCUACAAAAAGUAACAACUUGUCCUAUUUUUACGUCCCCUCUUUCUCUCAAUGUAUGAUUCAGGGUCAAAGCCAUGGAUGGUUGUUCUUGCUGCUGGCUGGUCCAGGCUUAGAGAAAUGGGGAGGGAUUAUGUGUGUGUGUAUGUGUGUGUGUGUGUGUGUGCAUAAGAGAGAGAGAUCUUUUUGUAAUUUUGUGUGCACUCAAGUGUGUGUAUAUGUGUGAGACUGUGCAUGAGGAGCUCCAGUGGUGCGGUUGCCGAGGAGUGCAUUGUGCACUCCACUGUCGGACCUCAUAAGCGCGGCACACGUGAAGAGAAGCAUAUUUUCCCGUCCUUGGAGGUAUCCUGGAGAAGCCACGCCCCUUGUCCCACUGUACUACACCAGGCUGACAAUCCAACUCAUGGGCGGCCAUUCUGACAGCAUCACCUCCCCCCUCAGUCUAGGAAUUAAAAAAAAGGAGCUUUCUUACUGAGGAGAUAUAAAUCCCCUGGGGAUUUAACGUCGACGGAUCUUUAAUCUUUGCAUAUAAAAACUGGAACAAUACCAGAUCUUGUCAUGACAAGUCCUAGUAUCUCCCCCCCCGUCCUCCUCCUCCUGGAAACUUCUACCAGCUGAUAAUGCAUGAAGUGCUGGCAAGGCAGACAGAAACCUGGCCAGCUGGGGUUACACCUCCACCGCCAGCCCUAUGCAUUUCCCGUCCUUUUUCAUCUGCAGCCAUCAUUAAACUGUAGGAAUUGCCUCCACUCACAUGCACAUAUACACACUUUCUUUUCCCCAUCCCCCCCUCGUGUUAUGCACAGAUCCUCACACACACACACACACACACACACACACACACACACACACACACACACACACACACACACACACACACACACACACACACACACACACACACACACACACACACGUUCCCUUGCAUCUCUGCAGCACUUAGCGAGGGGGAGGUGCAUGGUCUGCUACUGUGCAUAUGAUCCCCUCUCCUCUUGCCAUCAUCUUAAGAUUGUACUCUCUCUCCCUCCCUCGGUUAACGAGCCAUCAGCACCUAAUGUGUCCUUAAUAUGAAGCUUUACAUCUGUAAAAGUGUGCUAAAUAGAGAGUCUUUUUUUUUUAAUCGUAUGGAAGCUUUUAAGUGGAUUUCAAACAUAUGUGAGACUGGUUGAAACACACCAAAGUGGAGGAAGCAGGGUUUCAAUACUGGGUCAGUCAGCGUUGCAUAUUGAGAGUCAUGCGAUCAAUGUGAGCGAGAGGGAGUCAAGUGCUUUGCUCCACUGUGUGGCCUUUUUUUUUCCCGGUGGCUGUUUGGUGCUGUGGUGAUGAGCAUUAGUGCACUGGAGCAGAGCAGAGUGCAAAUGUUAGCAUUAUCAUCAGUGCCCCCCUUUCACACUUUUAUACACACAUAUUGUAAACACACAGUACAGUUUAGUUCAGGUCACACACCAGAACUGUUCAUCCAUAGCAGAGGAAGGAAUAUGAUCUCAUUUAAAACUCUUCUGACCUUAAAAACUAUUCAAAAUUAUUAAAAAAUAAAACAACUGGGUAAACUCUACAAAUGCUGAUGCAAAAUUACCUGCAUUGCUGAAAGUGAGAAUGUUGAUGGGCUAAUGGGGUUCAAAGAAGUGCUGAUUGUCAGUUCUUCAAGGUUUUGAACACAUCACUGUCAUCCUGAGUGCAAUACAGUUAAUGCAACAAGCUGAUAACGCACAUCAUUUUCUGCUGCUUUUUCUGGAGCUUGUGGAGGAACCGCAAGCGACUCGCUUCCACUCGGAGCGCAAGUAUCAUUUUUUUUUAACAUAAUGCAAACAAAAGUAAGUUUUUAUCUUUUUUAGGGACUGUACAAAAAUUACUGAGUACUAGGUGGCUAGCCAUUUAGAGGAAUAACAUAUUGCAAACCGGUGCUACAUUAGUUUGAAUCAGAGAUGCUCAUUGGCGAAUAAGCAAAAAAAAAUCCUCGAUGGAUCCAGAUUUCCACAUGAUUCCGCAAUUUUGGCUCCAUAUUAGCAUCUAUUAAUGAUAUCAAAUAAAAUAAUCCUGCCGCUCUUUGAGACAUUCCCAAUUGUUACUGGACUUAGUGGAAGAAAUUCUUAUUCUCAUUUGCAGGAUUUGCUUUACUGCCGCUGAAUCAGUGUGAUGAAUGCUUAUAUAUAUAUAUAUAUAUAUAUAUAUAGAGAGAGAGAGAGAGAGAGAGAGAGAGAAGUUGCAUGUUGCAGCCUAACAAUACAUUUGCUGUACUUUUGCUGCUGAUUUUUUUAAAAUUUGGCUGGUAAAAUUGCCAGACUUUCUGCAGAGACAGUGUUUAGUCAGUCGAUAUUAACUAUUUAUCAAGAUGCACAUCAUUGUGCUCCUCCAACAGAUCAGCCCUGUUUGCUGCUCGUUUAUUGGAUUGAGAAAAAGAAAGCCCCAAAGAUAAAGACAGUACUGCUCCACUGCAUGUAUGGCAGAAUGAACCUUAAGACUCGUGCACUUUUUUGAAUUAUUGCUAUUUUUAUCAUGGAUAUUAUUUAUUUAAAACAUCUUAUAAGUGAAAACUAAAAUUAAAUCAGCCCAGUCUUCUAUGUAUUAUGUUCUUGUACAACUAAAUUACAUUGUCAGUUGUGCUUUAAGAAUAUUUUUUCUGCAUUAUGUUGGGCAUCUCUAAUCAACAUAUCUUUUUCAGUGUAUUUAACUGCUUUGUUGUGGCCUCUUUUCUGACAAGCGGUCAUAUAUUAAAUGAGAUGGGAUUCAUCACGGUGGCAACAUAGAAAACAGAGGAGAACCUUCAGUUUUACCUUUAGGGAGGAAACAUUUCUUUCAAAACAUAAAUUAAAUUGCAGUUUAGUUUUGUAAGGCGGUGAUUUUUGUGAAAUGGAUUGAAAUAGAAAAUUAGAACAAUAAACAAUAAAUACAUAACCAUCUUACCUUUCCACUGAUUAGUAAUUUUUGUACAGUCCCUGACUGAACUGUAACGUACUUGAAGCAGACUUAUCCUGUAAAUUUGGGUUUUCAUCUUCACUGCAGUGCCGAUUCUUUCCUUGUAACUUGAUUUUUACAUUUUGAGAUAUUUCCAUAUACUGUACAAUCGUCAAAGCUACAACUCAUGUCCGACACACUGUACCUUCUACCAUUACUGUACCCUCAGAGAAGUUAUCCAGGUGCUCUGAAUGCUUUUUCAUGUUCUGAAACUGCAGCCGCCCACGUGCACUGGACAUUACUAAACGUACGUACAGAGUCCAUCUCAUGAGGGUAGAGAUGAGCUAUGCAAAUGCCUUGUCAUGGCUGCAGAUAAUAUUUGGAGUGUGGGUUCCCUCUGCUGGAUUGAGCAUGGAGGGACUUUAAUCGUGAAAUUAUAUCCUUAUGUUAUACAAUGCAAUCCCUGCUUUUUGCAUCUACAGUAAUAAUGAUCAUGGAUGCAUUAGUGUUGCAACGAGCUGAAGACGCUGAAUUCUUCAUGAACAUCGAGCUUAUUGUAACUCAUCAUCAGAGAAAUUUACUUGAUUCCUGCACAGCUGCGUCUUUGUUACACUACUGUUAACUUAUGGUACUAUACUGUUAAACUGUUGUACUCCACCGGCUGCUCUAAUGUAACAGCAGCUUUUUACAAACACAACUUGUCAUUACUGUUAUGGCAUUUUAUAAGUGAUUUAAGAAAGUCGCGUCACAGACAAUGAACUGAAAUUGUAAAAACGUCAUUAUGAGAAGCCCAAUGAUUUUUUUAAAAAUGCUUUUAGAAGCUGAAUAUGUUAUGCUUUUUGUACCGUGUACACUGCGCUUAACUCAGAAUGAAUUGUGUCUUGCUCUUGUAUCCACACUUAUCAAAAGCCCAAAUAAUGUCAUGAUUUACAUAUAGAUAGCGAAUGUUUUUUUCUUCGAUUUUGGUUGUUUUAUGUGAUGAUAUAAAAUGGCUUUUAGUGCAGUCGGCCCACAUGGUUGAAUGUGUCAUGCUCUUCGUGUUAGUGACAAAAAAAGAAAAGAAAUGGCACCGUUUUGUGAACUGUGUGCCACUUAUUAGCAGCUUUAUAAAUGAAAACAAGGAAAGACGUUUCUCUAGAAAGUGCCUUAGUCAUUAUCUGAGACAGCAAUGAGGUGUGCACAUAGAAGAAAUGAUAAAAACAAUCAUUGAGAAACGAAUUCUUUACCACAUGAAGUCACAUUUUAACUUUGUGAAGGUGUGUUUUUGGGCCACAUCAGGCUCUGAUCUGCAUUUACAGGGUACAAAACAAAAACAAAGUGGACGUGUGGAAGUGUUCGCCCGAGCUUAAAUCUUCAACAUCCAUAGAAAAUUGUCAUUACAUUCAUUGAACUGGCUGGUGAUGACCAGACAUCCAUCUUUUCUUUUCAUUUUCUUGUAAUUCUUUGUUUAUGGAUUUCUUUUUUUAAAGAUCAAUAAACAUAUUCAGAUAGAAAAAAA
Acanthochromis polyacanthus (spiny chromis) is the source of this 7590-nucleotide messenger RNA. Its product is annotated as sphingosine kinase 1-like. The transcript has 5 exons. The record is from RefSeq and is a predicted model, not a curated record. Bases 1368 to 3065 code for a protein of 565 amino acids. NCBI's taxonomy places the organism in Eukaryota, Metazoa, Chordata, Actinopteri, Pomacentridae. Gene Ontology annotation, cellular component: membrane; cytoplasm; intracellular membrane-bounded organelle. Gene Ontology annotation, biological process: cellular response to growth factor stimulus; negative regulation of apoptotic process; sphingosine biosynthetic process.